AUGCCGAGCAGCUUCUUUGGAGCGCUGACACAGGGCGCCAAGUUUAGCGGCGCUUCGUUUCUCAACGAUAAGAAGCAGUUCAAUACAUUUACUACAGCUAAGAACGCGGCUAAGAAGAAUGCAGACGUGGAUGAGCUGGACUUCUUUGGCUUCAACUCGAUCCAGAAGCCGAAGGAGAAGGCACAUGAGCGUUGCAAUACGAGCGUCGAAAUUAUAGCUUCCAAGCCAGUUGACAACGCUUCGGUGAACAAAGUGCGCAAAGCCAAGGGGAGUAAACCUCGUCGGAAACGGAAGCUGAGCGAAGGUGCGCUCGAGGAACAACGUCUGGAGAACGAGGCGCGACAACAAGCGUCGCUACUUCUCGCCCCAUCAGGGUCGAAGAAAGACAAAAGUGAUGAUCUUUUUCGUCGGUCGCGUAUGGAGUUGGUUGAGACUGAGUCCGUAAGUGAAGAGAUGGGCGAGGAGAUGGGUGAGGAAGCAGCUACGUCAGAUAACGAGGGGGAAGAGGAUGAUGAUGAUGAGGAGGAGAAUGUUCGAUUGUUCAAGUCUCAUGGCAACGAUGCCGAUGCGAAAGUGACUCUUGGAAAGGCAGCGAAGCAGACGAAAAAAGAAGCUGCGCAGAAACUAACUGGUGCUUCUGCUGAUCAGGAGGGCGUGCAGAUGCUCCGACGCCAGCUUGGCAUUCGCGUGAGUGGUGUCAGAGCGCCAGCCCCGAUCACCUCGUUUGCUGACAUGCGCGUGGAUUCCAGCCCGAAUGCACAGCAGAUGAAACGCCUGCUGUUGCAGAAUAUUGAGCGGUCAGAGUACAAGGAACCUACGCCAGUGCAAAUGCAAGCUAUUCCAAGCAUCUUGCUUCGACGCGAUGUGCUGGCCACGGCGCCUACAGGGUCCGGCAAAACCGCAGCAUUUGCGAUUCCGAUUCUAGCAAAUUUGGCUGCUAGUGGCGCAACAAGUCGCGGUAUUCGCUCGAUUGUGUUGGCUCCAACUCGUGAUUUGGCUGUGCAGAUUCGUACUGAGUUUACACGUCUCGCAACAGGAAGGAAGACGCACAUUACACUACUGUCGAAAGCCACCGCUGCUACUAUUGCUUGCCAGACCAAGAGCAAGUUAGCUGUGAAGCACGAUGUACUGAUUGCCACGCCGCUUCGUCUCGUGCAUUUGAUUCAGGAGGCCAAGGUCGAUCUCUCCGCCGUCGAAAUGGUGUGUCUCGAUGAAGCUGAUCGACUGUUGGAGCUUGGCUUCGUGGAGCAGGUUGACGAGAUAUUUGCUGCCUGCACACAUGCUACCGUCCAGCGAGCCAUGUUCAGUGCUACAAUGCUGGAAGGAGUCGAAGAGCUUGCUCAAACUGUGCUGCGCGAUCCAGUCAAGGUGGCAGUAGGAACGAGAAACACCGGCGCUAGCACGAUUGAUCAAAAGCUGGUUUUCGUCGGCAAGGAAGAAGGGAAGCUCGUUGCGAUUAAGCAGCUGCUCCAUGAUGGUCUCCAACUCCCAGCGCUGUUGUUUGUGCAGAACAAGGAGCGUGCGAACGAGCUGUAUCACGAGUUGCUGUACGACGGUGUAAAUAUCGGUGCUGUUCACGCAGACCGUACGAAAGAACAGCGUGACGACGUGAUCUCGCGUUUCCGCACUGGCGACGUCUGGGUGCUUAUUUGCACAGAUCUUAUGAGCCGUGGCAUGGACUUCAAGGCUGUAAAUAUGGUCAUCAACUACGACUUCCCACAGAGCGCUGUAAGCUACAUUCACCGGAUUGGCCGUACUGGUCGAAAUGGACGCAAGGGCAAAGCUGUUACGUUUUUUACGGAAGAUGAUAUGGUGUACCUCCGCACAAUCGCUAACGUGAUGAAGCUCUCAGGCUGCGAGGUUCCUGACUGGAUGCUCUCGCUCAAGAAAGCCAGUGUAUCGAAAAGGAAGGAACUUUUGAAGGCACCUCCUGUGCGGCACCGUAUCAACACGAUAUCUGGGUACGAUCUCCAGAAGGCACACCGGGUGAAGCAGAUGAAGCAAGCGAGGCCCAAAACAAGCGGUGAUACCAGCGACCAGCCAGAACAAGUUGAGAGCAGGAAGAAACCGACAAAACACAAGAAGGGCGGCGAUGGCAGUAGUCAAUCAAAGUUACAACCUGAAAAAAGAAGCGGAAGUAGCACAAGAUGUCGAUGA
Molecule: messenger RNA, 2157 nt
Organism: Hyaloperonospora brassicae
Lineage: Eukaryota; Oomycota; Peronosporomycetes; Peronosporales; Peronosporaceae
Source: the annotation of a GenBank genome assembly